AUGGAUAUUAAUUUAUUGAACCCAGAUCCCAGAGUUGAGGCUCAGAAACACAAGUUAAAGCGUUUGAUCCAAAGUCCAAACAGCUUUUUUAUGGAUGUGAGAUGCCCAGGAUGUCUCCAAAUUACAACAGUUUUCAGCCAUGCCCAGAGUGUCGUAUUCUGUGGAAACUGUUCUGCUCCAUUAUGUCAACCAACUGGUGGAAGAUGCAAGCUCACUGACGGUUGUUCUUUCAGACGCAAGAACGACUAG
This is a messenger RNA of Cryptosporidium ubiquitum, 249 nucleotides long. RefSeq names its product ribosomal protein S27. Bases 1 to 249 code for a protein of 82 amino acids. Gene Ontology annotation, cellular component: ribosome; cytosolic small ribosomal subunit. The record is from RefSeq and is a predicted model, not a curated record. Lineage: Eukaryota; Apicomplexa; Conoidasida; Eucoccidiorida; Cryptosporidiidae. Gene Ontology annotation, molecular function: RNA binding; structural constituent of ribosome. The transcript has a single exon. Gene Ontology annotation, biological process: ribosomal small subunit assembly; translation.